Molecule: messenger RNA, 1671 nt
Organism: Aspergillus eucalypticola CBS 122712
Lineage: Eukaryota; Fungi; Ascomycota; Eurotiomycetes; Eurotiales; Aspergillaceae
Product: C6 transcription factor
Exons: 9
Coding region: 1-1671 (556 amino acids)
Biological process (GO): regulation of DNA-templated transcription; DNA-templated transcription
Molecular function (GO): DNA binding; zinc ion binding; DNA-binding transcription factor activity, RNA polymerase II-specific
Source: RefSeq, a predicted model, not a curated record
AUGCCGAACGGCAAGGGCAUGUAUCCUUAUAUGACAGCAUGGCUUCUGAGAUUCAGUGGGCUUUCUAGUUCUAUCUUUGACUGGCAUACCGGCGUGAUGAACACGGCCUUGACUACACGCAGUUGCCGGCGUUGCAAUCAGAAGAAGAUACGAUGUGAUAAAGCCCGGCCUUGCGCGAGUGGCGUCAAGUCGGCCUCGGAGUGCCCACGACGCAAGAAACGGUCACUGAAGGCUCAACUGGUUUCACGCCUGAGGGCCCUGGAGAAGGAGGUGCAGGCUCUAACCGAAAAGCUGGAGACUGUGAAUUACAACCCAAGGCAUCACCCCCAGCCAGCAGAGAACAGCACCGCUGUGAAAGGCGAGCGCGGGAAAUUGUUUGUGGACAGAGGAUCCUCCCAGUAUAUCAACCACGAGGUGCUUGUUGACUUAGAAACACAGGUUGGGCGCCUUGCCGGGUCGUACCGGAUGAUCGAAGACAGUCAGCACUGCAAGCAUCGCCUUGGGAAAGCGAAGGAUGAGUCUGGGACGCAAGAGGUGGCAUCAGUCGGCAGGGAGCAUAAAAUGGUAUCCGGCAAUGGAUUCGUAUUCCAGUAUUCGUCGAUGGCAGUUUCCCUAUCCGACUUUUACCCCAGCAGCGUCCAGCACUCUAUCUUAUGGGACUUGUUCGAAGAGAAUGUUGCCCCGUUGAACAUAAUCUUCCAUAAGCCAUCGCUUGCUAAAAUCUUGAACAGUGCAGCUGCAACGACUAUUCCCGGCGACAGGGCCUCUGAGGCUAUGAGGUUUGCCGUAUACUUUGCUGCUAUCACCAGCAUGAACCCAGAGCGGUGCAAGCAUGUAUUUGACCAGGAACCGCGUGCCAACUUUCUUCAGUCGCACAACCUGACCGUGCUUCAGGCCACAAUCCUCUUUUUAACUUCUCUACGUGGGGAAGACGAUGCCGCCUUCGCCUGGGUUAUGACAGCGGCUGUACAUCGCAUAGCACAGGGGCUAGGGUUACAUCGUGAUGGUACAUACCUUGGAUUAAACCCGUUUGGAGCAGAAGUACGACGCCGGAUAUGGUGGGAAUUAUACUUAUUAGACUGCCAGUCUUCCGCGUUUCGUGCCGUUGGUACGCAAAUCAAAGAGGGAACAUACGAAACCAAGUUACCCCGGAAUAUUCAUGACUCGGAUAUACCGCUCGAAUCAAGGUCGUUCCACAACGAAAGAUCCAGCUUCACUGAUGUGACAUUCUGUUUGAUACGGUAUCUGCAUAGUAGCAGCGGCGGUCACGGCAAAGACAGUUCACUGGACAGGUGGGUAACAGCCACAUUGAUUGCUCAUCUCCCCGAAGGUAUGUCCGCGGCAGAGCAGACAUUGGUGCUGUCGAAUGUGGAAGCACUUAAACAGGAACGGAUCUUUGAGACGGCAAUUGAAAAAUACCCGCAAUGGCAUGCUGCCAUUUUUGUCCUGAGGCAGAUUGGCGUUGUGCCACAAACAAUGCUGACUGACCGAGCCUGGGCUGUAGCAUCCAAAGUCGUUGCACGAUGGAGAAACAAUGACUUCCAAAAGGAUGGGGUGACCUCAGCAUUGGUGUCGCAUCUUAUGGAGCAAGCUGCAGUCGCACAGGGAUGCAUCGGGGACGGAGGAGAGAUCAGAGACGAGCCACGAUCACCGCCUGAUAUUGUAUCAUAA